Messenger RNA from Cinclus cinclus, 2693 nucleotides. RefSeq names its product transmembrane protein 64 (gene TMEM64). NCBI's taxonomy places the organism in Eukaryota, Metazoa, Chordata, Aves, Passeriformes, Cinclidae. The record is from RefSeq and is a predicted model, not a curated record.
AUGGCUCAUACCUCCAAACAAACACCUUCAGAAACAAUGUCUAAUUCCAGAGCAAAAGCGACGUACGAAACUAUCGAACCUCGGCGAGGCUCCCGACAAAACGCUCCUCUAAACGGAGCCCUCGCUGCGAUAGAGGCUGUUCCUCUCUUCCUAGCAGUGGCUCAACAUUCAACCUCAAACCGUCCCGAAGUGCGGCCGAGGCUCCAGGCACGAGAGCCACGCCGACCGGAGCGGAGGUGCGGCGGAGCCCGGGCGCACGGACGAUCGCCCCUCGGCUCAAGCCCCGUCAGCUGGCCGGGAGAGGCUCGCCUCGCUGGUGGAGAGGGGACAGGCGGGGCGUUAGCGGUAAAAAGCCCUCACGUAAGAGAGGGAGAGUUGCCGACACGUCAAGGCAGCGCAAGAGUAACAGCACAGUCAGCGAUGCUUGAACCCCGCGCUACCCUCACAAAAAACGACCCGCUUUCCAGCACGGCUCCGCCAGAUGCUUGCGGGUUACGGCGCUGCCGGGAACGCGGGCGGCCGGCAGCGGGAGCGAGGGCGUUCGCGGCACGGGGCUGCAGGGGCGAGGCUGGCGGCGGGGCCCCGCGGGGGCACACCCGGCCGGGGCGGCGCUCCCUGGCCGGAGGCGGAGCCUUGGCACCGCCGCCGAGCCCCGUAGCGGGGCCGGGCGCUGCUGCUGCCGGAGCCUCGCCUGGCCUCCUCCCUCCUGGGUUUGCCACAUCGGCACAGCCGUUCCGAGAAGGACUCCCCGCAGCGGAGCGGGAGCCCAGCGCGGGGAGAUGGAGCCCCGGCGCCGCCGCCGCCGCUGCUCCCCGGGACUCGCGCUCUGCCAGGGCCGCUGCUGCCACUGCCGGGACGGAGAGAGCGGCCCCGCCGCCGUCUAACGCCGCAGCCCCGGCGGCGCGGCCGAGGAGCCCCUCCUCCCCGCCUUCCUCGCCGCCGCUUCCCCGCCCCCGCCCGGCUCGGCCGGGCUCGGCAGCCGGGCCAUGGCGAGGCGAUGAGGGAACGGCCGCCCCUGCCCGCAGGCUGCGUGGGGAGGCGGGGAGCGAAGGGGCUGCGCGGCUCGGCGGCGCUGGAGCCGGGCGGCGGGGCGGGGGGAUGCGGGGCGCGGGGGCCGCGGCGCUGCAGCUCCUCUCCCGGGCCGUGAAGCAGGCGGCGGCGCAGGGUGCCCGGCAGGACCUGGGCCGCUGGCUGUCCCGAGCCGCCGGGACGGCGGCGGGAGGCGGCGGCAGCAGCAGCGGGGACGCCAUCGGCUUCGUCCCGGCGGAGGCGGCGGGAGCCGGCGGGCUGCUGCUGGGGCCCUGCGCGGAGCAGGACGGGCUGCCGCCCGCGGAGCUGCUGCUCUGCCAGCUGCCCGAGCCGGGCGGCGGCGGGCAUGGGCUGGCCGAGGCCCGGGGCUGGCGCUGCUCCUGCUGCCUGCUGGGCACCUGCUGGUACAAGAGCUGCCUCAGCCUCUGCGUCCUGGCCGCCGUGUGCUUCGCCUCGCUGGCCCUGGUUCGCCAGUACCUGCGGGACCUGCUGCUUUGGGCCGAGAGCCUUGACAGCCUGGCCGGCGUGCUGCUCUUCACCGUGGGCUUCAUCGCCGUGUCCUUCCCGUGUGGCUGGGGCUACAUCCUGCUCAACGUGGCCGCCGGCUACCUCUACGGCUUCGUGCUAGGCAUGGGGCUGAUGGUGUUCGGCGUCCUCGUCGGCACCUUCAUCGCCCACGUGGCCUGCAAGCGGCUCUUGGCCCGCUGGGCACGGGCCAGGAUCCAGGGCAGCGGGACGCUCAGUGCCAUCGUCCGUGUCGUGGAGGGCGGCAGCGGCCUCAGGGUGGUGUGUCUGUCGCGGCUGACGCUGAUCCCCUUCGGGGUGCAGAACGCCGUCUUCGCGAUUACAGAUUUAUCACUACCCAACUACCUGAUGGCUUCUUCCCUUGGGCUGCUGCCUACUCAGCUCCUGAACUCGUACUUGGGCACUACCUUGCGCACCAUGGAGGAUGUGAUUGCAGAGCAAAGUGUUAGUGGCUAUUUUGUAUUCGGUUUACAGAUUGUCAUAAGCAUAGGACUCUCGUUUUAUGUCGUUCACCGGGCUCAAGUGGAACUCAAUGCAGCUAUUGUAGCGUGUGAAAUGGAAAUGAAGACUUCACUUGUUAAAGAGACUCAGCCAAGCAUCAAUGGCUCAACCACAUACUGCAACAAGAGGACAGUAGCAUUCUCUGGAGGGAGUGUCAAUAUUGUGUGAAUUCAAGUAUUAAUGACUAAGAAAGGUUUUGUGUACCUGAGAUAGAAAUAUCUUGAACCUUGCCUAGAAAUAUCUAUGGACAAUUGAAAUAGAUUUUUAAAAAAUUACAAGUGAUUACAGGUUGUACUGUGGCACAAACCAAUCGACCAGCUCUUUAAUUGCACAUGGGGUGACUUCUAGCAAGACAAGGAAGAUGGCAAAGUAACUUAAGAUGUAAAUGCAAAUUUGGCUACACCUUUGGUCAUUUUUUCUGCCUGUCAUGGCCUGUAGUCUGCACUUUAGUUUUUUUUUCCUUUGCUCCUAUAAACUAAGAAAUGCUUCUAUAAACAGAAAAGUAGCACAGAGGUAAAUAUUUUUCUGCUUAGCAUUAUUUAUAAGGCUAAAUAAUUAUAUAUGGUAGAAUUUUAUUACUGAUAAAGGUGAAUGAGAAAGUAUGCAAUUCAGUGUAUGUUAUUCUUGAAUGUGCUUUU